AAAAUUAUAUAAUGCAGAUAACAUUGAUUUGCUUAAACGAUCUUUUACUUGCGUAUUUUAUUGGUUCACUAAGUCACUUUAUCUCGCAAAUAAACGUGAAGGACUCAAAUGGAUCCUAAUAAUAGGACCAAAUUUUAUCGUAAAAGCUAUAUAUAUUCAUCCAAAGGGAGAACAAAGCGUGCAGUAACCGCUCCACUCAUCAUCACUACCUGCAACGCUACCCCACCCCGACGAUUCCCUACCUGAUUCCUGCCAUUUUUAUUGCUUCAAAUCGAAAAAACCCAUCCAAGAUCUCGAAGAAUUCAUUCACCAUGUGUUGCGGAAAGAUAUGCAUGAUGUGUAUGUGCUUGAUUGCCGUGGUGAUAGCAAUCGGAAUGCUGUUCGGAUUUGGUGUUUUCAGCAGAGCUUUCCACAAGGUCAAUGACGAAAUACAUUAUUCUUACCCUCCAUCUCAAUCGUAUUCCAAUCCCACCGGUGCCGCCGCCGGUAGGCCGUUCUUCGCUGUCGCUGCCCCUCCUCCGUUUUAAUCUUUUCUCGUAGUGGUUUCAAUUGUCGAAAUAGGGUUUUGUUCUGAUGUUCUUUUCAAGCACCAACAAUGUUAUACUAAUCUGAAAAUUUUACAUUUUUCUUUUCGAUUCUGUCUUCGUGACAUGUAUAGUAUUUACAUCGUUCCUAAACGUUAAAUUGAAUUGUGCAAGAAUUGAAGUUUAUUUUGAAGA
Messenger RNA from Lactuca sativa (garden lettuce), 719 nucleotides. RefSeq lists its product as uncharacterized. Lineage: Eukaryota; Viridiplantae; Streptophyta; Magnoliopsida; Asterales; Asteraceae. The record is from RefSeq and is a predicted model, not a curated record.